Brassica rapa (field mustard) is the source of this 1993-nucleotide messenger RNA. RefSeq lists its product as uncharacterized. Gene Ontology annotation, molecular function: zinc ion binding. The record is from RefSeq and is a predicted model, not a curated record. NCBI's taxonomy places the organism in Eukaryota, Viridiplantae, Streptophyta, Magnoliopsida, Brassicales, Brassicaceae.
UUGUUACGCUUGACAACUUUCGUUGUAAGAGUGACUCGUUCCCUGAAUUCCAAAAUCUUCAUAUGAUACAGAGAGUUAUUGGUGUCAUUUGAUAAAUCUGAGUAUUAUAUAAACUAGAAUUAACAAGAUUCUAAAUAAAAUUGAUUUACAACAUUUUAAUUUAUAACUAGUUUUAUACGAACAUUUAUGAUCUACUAAAACCCUCCAUGUGAUUGAAAAAUAGGACUCUAUAAUUGAUAGUAUUAGACUAAACUAAAAAAAAGGAGAAUUCACAGUUUAUAUAGUUACAAAAUAAACAUAUGUAAUUCCAAAUCUAAAUAUUGUAACAAUAAAAUCAAGAAAAUUGACAUUUUUAUUCCCAAGUGUAGUUCUGUAAACCAGGGAUAAAUCUUUCAAAAUGUGGUGUCCUUUUAUUUUCGUUAGAACAAUUUUUUUUGAUAAACAGUUUCGUUCGAACAAUUAUUAAAGAAACAGUGAGUUUCCUCUUAGCCAACAUAGUUACAUCCUGACAUAGUCACUGGUACCGACAGUGACUACUGUGAUUAGUUUCAUCAAUGCCCUUCAUCUUUUAUAUAAUUUAUAAUUUGACCUCCUCUGUACCACUCACCUAAAUACAAAAUUACUUCUUUGUCUCCCUCAAGUUUUCGUUGAUUCCACACUGAAUUUCCUCAAUACGUGAAUUAUAGUUUGCAAAAACUCUUUAAUUAGUACGAAAGAGAAGAAAAUCAACCUUACUUUGAAAGUAAAAAAGAAAAAGAUAAUUCACUUAUUGAGGAAAUCAUGAGUUAUUAAUCCGUACCACGGGAUCUAACAAUGGUUAAAAAGCACUCGGUCUGAAAUAAAUAUCUUCCCAAACUUGAGGGAGACAAAGAAGUAAUUUUGUUUUUAAGAGAAAAAAAUAAAACAAUUUAAAGAACAGAACAUAACAGAAGCUGCUCUUUUGUCCUAAGCUUUCUUCCUUUUCACUUUCUCCAACAUUUCUUCCCUCUGCAAGUACAUAAACCAAAAUAAACAAAAUUAGCUUUUCUGUAACAAUUGUUUUCUAUUUUCUUUUGUUUUGUGUCCUUUCCUCGUAAAACCCAUGACCCUUUUGCUUUAAUCUUCAAGAAACAUGCCUUCUUUUGCUUUUGGAUCUCCACAUCACCAUCUGUCGACUCUUAGAGACUCGCCGUACUCAGUCGAAAUCAGCAUCGACGGCGACUCCUCCGACUUGGAAUCCUUGUCUGAAGUUGAUUUAGGGAGCGGUGGUGUGACGUCUCCUGUGAAGAAGCUACAUUCUGGUGGUGAUAAGAAGAGAAGGGCGAGGAGGAGAAAGAAAAAGAAGAAGAGGACAGAAGGUAUAGAUUGCAGGAUCUGUCAUCUGCCUUUAAAGACUAACAAAGAAGAUGAAGAAGAAGAAAAUUCUGAUGAACAAGAAGAAGAUGAUGAAGCAAGAGAAGAUGAUGUUGAAGAAGAGUAUUAUGGUUUGCCUUUGCAAUUGGGUUGCUCUUGUAAAGGUGAUUUGGGUGUAGCUCACAGUAAGUGUGCUGAAACUUGGUUCAAGAUCAAAGGAAACAUGACAUGUGAGAUAUGCGGCGCAAUGGCUAUAAACGUUGCUGGCGAACAGUCAAACCAAGAGAGCAAUGCCUCUGCCCAUUCACAAACAGCUGCAGGACAAACUCAGACAGAGACAAGGGGAAGCUGGCAUGGUCGCCGUGUUAUGAACUUCUUACUUGCCGUUAUGAUCUUUGCGUUCAUUGUUUCUUGGCUUUUUCAUUUCAAAGUCUUGAAGUGAAACAAAUUCCAUCUCAGUCUCUUUCUCCCGCAAGCACACGCUCACUCUUCUUCUCUUGUUCUUGAGCUGUUUGCUUUCGCUAAAUCAAUCCCCCCUGUCGCUUGAUUGUUCACACGUUUUGUAGCUGUAUAAACUUGGUAGUAGGUUUUUAGAUUGUUGUGACUUGUGAGCCUUACAUCUUGUAUAAUAUUUAUCUCUGUUCCGGCUCUUUUGGUUCCA